This is a messenger RNA of Gadus macrocephalus (Pacific cod), 3831 nucleotides long. RefSeq names its product ATG7 autophagy related 7 homolog (S. cerevisiae) (gene atg7). The transcript has 19 exons. Gene Ontology annotation, cellular component: cytoplasm; phagophore assembly site. Gene Ontology annotation, biological process: autophagy of mitochondrion; C-terminal protein lipidation; autophagosome assembly. The record is from RefSeq and is a predicted model, not a curated record. Lineage: Eukaryota; Metazoa; Chordata; Actinopteri; Gadiformes; Gadidae. Gene Ontology annotation, molecular function: Atg12 activating enzyme activity; Atg8 activating enzyme activity. The coding region runs from base 503 to 2665 and encodes 720 amino acids.
ACUGCUCCGCGCCUGCACUUGCUAAACUGAAGCUAUACGGUUUACUUCUAUUGGGAAUAGGACAUUACUAAAUGUUAAUCCAUUCGUAAGAUUGAGACACUUCAAUGUGUGGUUUCGCAUUUUCUCAUUCUUUUUGAGGUUGUGAGAGAUCAUGUCAAGGUAGAGGUAACGUUAGACUGCAUUCCGUACUGGUUAACACCAAGAGCACCCCCCCACUAGUCCAAAUGAAAAGAAGCGGCGCGUACAGGUUCUUGUCGGUAUUCUCUUGCUUUUUUGUUUUCGCCUUCUUGUUUUUGUUUUGGUAUUUUGUGGUUUAUUCAAUGGUGCACGCUCCUUGAAAUGCAUACUACACGUCAGAUAAGCUAAUGUUGUUAGCCACAACUUGGCUGUCAUCCAGACUUCCCAGACUGCACUGCUUUAUUUAUACGACGCUCCGGUCACAUGAUCUCAACAAGGAAGUGAUACUUUUGUUUGGUUAAAUUAGCCUAUUAGUACAUUUUCAAUGGCGUCCAGCUCUGGUGAAGCCGGGUCUUCUCCAGUGGACGCAAAGUUGCAGUUCGCUCCCUUCUGCAGCGCUUUGGAGGCAGGCUUCUGGCACCAACUCACUCAGAAAAAACUAAAUGACUACAGGCUGGAUGAAAGCCCGAAAUGUAUCAAAGGCUACUACUAUAAUGGUGACCCAAUCAGCUUGCCUACACGUCUCACUUUAGAGUUCAGUGCAUUUGAUGUGGAUGGAAAAACCCCAGCGCGCUGCUGUCCAGCUGUAGGAACUCUGUACAACACCAACACCCUGGAUGCCUUCAAGACCACUGAUAAGAAAGGUCUGCUGGAGAAACAGGCUCAAGAGAUAUGGGAUGCGAUUCAGUCUGGGGCUGCGAUGAAGGACCCUUCAGUUCUCUGCAAAUUCCUUCUGCUCACCUUUGCUGAUUUGAAGAAAUACCAUUUCUACUAUUGGUUCUGCUUCCCUGCACUCUGUUUCCCCGAGGGGAUAAAGAUUCUGCAGCAGCCCUCUCUUCUGCAAGACGUUUUCUCUGCUAAACAGAUCGAAGCCCUGCAGGGGGCCUACGACGGUCUGUGCAGUCAGAGUGGGACCACCGCGGUGCCCUACUUCCUGGUCAGGUACACAGACGAAGGCGUGCAGGUUGCUCCCCUGGCGGAGUGGGAAACCUUCCUGACCGAUAAGAAGAAGGUUACCGUGGGCGUCUAUGAUCCAUGCACUCUGUCCCAACAUCCGGGGUGGCCUCUGAGGAACCUCUUGAUCCUACUGGCUUACCAAUGGGCUUCUAAGGUGGACAAGGUGGAGGUGCUGUGCUUCAGGGACAGAACACUUCAGGGCAGCCGAUCCAUUCAGCAUAGCAUCAUCUUCCAAGUCCAACUUCCUGAGGUGCCCCACAACUCAGUGUGUCCCAAGAGCGUGGGUUGGGAAAAGAACGCCAAGAACGCCAUGAGUCCCAGGAUGGUGAACCUCAGCGAAUGUAUGGACCCCAAAAGGCUUGCGGAGUCCUCGGUGGACCUCAACUUGAAGCUCAUGCGAUGGAGGCUGGUUCCUUCCCUGGAUCUAGACAAGGUGGUCAGCACCAAGUGUCUGCUGCUCGGGGCUGGGACUCUGGGCUGCAACGUAGCCAGGACUCUCAUGGGAUGGGGUGUACGUCACAUCACGUUUGUCGACAACGCAAAGAUCUCCUACUCCAACCCGGUCCGGCAGCCUUUGUACGAGUUUGAGGACUGCCUUGGAGGGGGCAAAUCCAAAGCAACGGCAGCUGCCGAUCGACUCACCAAAAUCUUCCCAGGAGUGAACACCCGGGGCUACAACAUGAGCAUCCCCAUGCCGGGCCACCCGGUGGACUUCUCUGCCGAGACGCUAGCACAGGCCCAGAAGGACGUGGAGCAGCUGGAGAAGCUGGUCUCCCAGCACGACGUGGUCUUCCUGCUCAUGGACACUAGGGAGAGCCGCUGGCUACCCACCGUGGUGGCCGCCAGCCAGAGGAAGCUGGUGAUGAACGCAGCUCUGGGCUUCGACACCUUUGUUGUCAUGAGACACGGCUUGAAGAACCCCCCAGCCAAUCAGGAUGCGGGAACAGGCGUAGACUCCUCCCCUUCCGCCUCUUCUACUUCCUCUUCCCAGUCCACUCCGGCCGGCGCUGCCCCUGCGGCACAGGGGUCCUCUCUGUUCUCCAACAUUCCCGGACACAGGCUGGGCUGUUACUUUUGCAAUGACGUCGUCGCACCCGGAGAUUCAACAAGGGACCGGACACUGGACCAGCAGUGCACCGUGAGCCGCCCGGGCCUGGCCAUGAUCGCAGGAGCGCUGGCUGUAGAGAUGAUGGUGUCCAUUCUGCAGCACAGUGAAGGGGGCUAUGCGAUAGCAAGCAGCAGUGACGACCGGAUGAAUGAACCUCCUACCUCUUUAGGCCUUGUGCCACAUCAGAUUCGAGGCUUCCUGUCCAGGUUUGACAACGUCCUGCCUGCCAGCCUGGCAUUUGACAAAUGCACUGCCUGUUCACCUAUCGUGCUGGACCAGUACGAGAGGGACGGCUUUCACUUCCUGUCGAAAGUGUUCAACUCCUCCCACUCCUUCCUUGAAGACCUCACGGGACUGACCCUGCUGCACCAGGAGACCCAGGCCGCAGAGAUCUGGGAUAUGAGCGACGACGAGAGCAUCUGAAAGGCGAAGCUGCUCAAAGAACCAUCUUCCAGGAAGACAAAGGGCCUUUCACAUCAGUGUGUUGCCUGGAAACAAGACGGGAUACUUUCAUGUUUAUACUUGUUUUUGUAUCUAUCUAAAUAUAUAUAAGGAUAUAUAUAUAUAUAUAUAUACCACCAAAUCUCACUUCUAAUAUGGAUGCCCUGAAUUCAUUGGUUUGGAAAAUUAUCUUAAAGAGGAUGUUUGCUAUUUAACGACAGGGGGGAAACAAAUGGCUGACAUCAAGCAGGUCGGUUGUUACUUUUGAGAGAAAGCAAAGUCCCUUGUUGAUGCAGACCCCCAGGGUGUUCCACCCAGUUCAUCCCUGGGGCAAAGGAAAAAAAGACACAAAAUAGAUGGAUAGUCAAAGAAAAAAAAAAAAGAGGAUAAGAUCACCACAAAACAUGAGAUGAGAAGAAACUUUUUUUUAAAGCAAACCACAUUUAAAGCACAUAAAAAUGUAAAAAAGAAAAACAGCCUCAGACGUACAAAUUAGCAAAUGUUAACAUAGAAGAACAGGCUUUGUCUCAGCAUGCCUCAGUAUGACCCAUAAUAUUAUCAGCUAUAAAGCCAGUAUUUCUGUCCCGGUCGUGAUGCUGAGGACCAUGUGAUGGUAAAUGCAUUUGGGCUUAUGGGAAGCGAUGCCCUCAGGGGACGUUUUGAUGGAUUGUGUUCAAGGGGAGAAGGUGUUCACGCAGUUAACACGCAGUUAACUCCUUCUGUCGCCACUUGCAGCCGUAAAAACGUGGAUUAAAUGCCCUUUCUAUUAAAUGGUGUAUUUUAAUCCUUGCAACAGCCAGCGUGGAAACGUAUUACUUGUCAACGCUUCGCUAAUUAUAAAUCUAUCUGGAUUACAGUUUUUACAAAAGUAUACACAUUUAUUUUCAAAGUACAGAUGCCCAUUCAACCUUUUUAUUUUAACAUUAUACUACUCUUGCAAACUGACCAUUGUGUCAGUUUGUGUAUUGAAGGGCUCUACUGGGGUGUUAGGGGGGAGGUUAAAGUCUUUAAGUGUGUGUGAUGGUGUGUGCAAAUAUGCCAUGUUUAUUUUUGUUCACUUCAUCUUCUGUGUGACAUGUCUGUGCGGUACUAUAAUGUAUAUACUGCCAGAAAAUAACAAAGUUGUUCAAUGAAAACUGUCAUUCACA